AUGAGUUCUGGAAGCUGGAUCCACGAGGUCGCAGCCAAUGUCCCCGCAGGGCGACUGUUUAAGGCCGCGAUGUUGGACUGGCACAACCUCGGCCCUAAGAUUGUCCCGGAUUUCAUCGCCAUUGGUUCUGUGGUCUCAGGAGAGGGAGCUGUUGGAAGCAUCAGAGAGAUCAAGAUCAGCAACAAUGCACUUCCUUUCAGCUACAUGAAGGAACGCCUAGAUUUCAUCGACCAUGACAAGUUCGAAGUCAAGAACACCCUUGUUGAAGGCGGAGGUUUGGGAAAAAAGUUUGAGUCAGCCACAUCCCACUUCAAGUUCGAGCCAUCGGGCAAUGCAGGAUGCAUCGUCAAGGUGACCGCGACCUACAAGCUUCUCCCUGGUAUUGCCGAUGAGAGUGCAAAAGCAAAGGAGGGCAUGACCAACCACAUCAAGGCAGCUGAAGCUUACCUCCUCGCCAACCCAACUGCCUACACUUAA
Molecule: messenger RNA, 477 nt
Organism: Asparagus officinalis (garden asparagus)
Lineage: Eukaryota; Viridiplantae; Streptophyta; Magnoliopsida; Asparagales; Asparagaceae
Product: pathogenesis-related protein 1-like
Exons: 2
Coding region: 1-477 (158 amino acids)
Biological process (GO): abscisic acid-activated signaling pathway; defense response
Cellular component (GO): cytoplasm; nucleus
Molecular function (GO): signaling receptor activity; abscisic acid binding; protein phosphatase inhibitor activity
Source: RefSeq, a predicted model, not a curated record